Messenger RNA from Cyclocybe aegerita, 1284 nucleotides. The record is from the annotation of a GenBank genome assembly. NCBI's taxonomy places the organism in Eukaryota, Fungi, Basidiomycota, Agaricomycetes, Agaricales, Hemipholiotaceae.
AUGGCUCACCUUCCUUUCAACUUUCAUGCUUAUCUAGAGAACCAGACAGGCGCUAAAGGUUGGCAAGUCGAAGAGCUCAGUGGCGGCGCUGCAAAUUAUACAGUGCGCGUAGGCUUCCCGAAGAAUGACAACAAUCCAAGCGAAAAGCUCUCGCCCGGCAUCGUGCUAUCUGACUCUUUUGAUGCCCUCUUCACCUCUGUUUCGUCUGUUGUCAUCAAGCAAGCGCCGCCUUUCCUCGCAAAACACCCAGAGAUACCAUGCUCCCCUCAACGACAGGUUAUUGAGGCAGAAGCCCUCAAGGCAUUCCGUCUAACGCUGGGUGUUGGGGGAGCCAGUACCCUUCCUCAUGUUCUUCCGCAAAACCCUUGCAUCAUGGUGCCAAGACUGUUGCUUUACGACAGCUCUAAUAACAUUCUCGUUCAAAGCGACCUUGGAUCCUUACCCAACUUGUAUGACGUUUUGACCAACCCUGAAACAGCCCCUUCUCUUUCUUCCCAACUUGGGGAAAUAGCUGGUCAUUUUCUGGCAGAUAUGCACGACCCUUCCAUCCUUGACAGUAUUUCUGCCGAUAAAUUCGUCAACGAGGACUCUGACCGAGUUAUGGAGGCGGUUAUAGCAGAGGCCGCCCGUCAUAUGCGGGACGCCGGGAUUCCCGACUUCAAGUCGCUCGGGCAAGCAGCUUUGAAACACUGGAGGACUCGCCAGAAGACCGUUUUCGCGCAAGGUGACAUAUGGUUCGGCACUCUCUUGAUUGACCUCGAGGCUCCGUUGAUGCGCACCGACGUCGACAAAAAUCCCCAUACCGUAGCUGUCGGGAUUUGUGAUUGGGAGUUUGCAGGGCCCAACGAUGCUGCUGCUGAUGUUGCCCAACUUGGAUCUUAUCUCCACCUUCUGUCUCUUUCCGAAAUGGCCACGUUGGGGCCACACGAGACCAUUGCUGGAUUUGCGGAGGCUUUCUACUCCACAUAUUUCAAAACAUUGAAGUCCCCUCCCAACGCCGACUUUUGGAGGUCGCUGCUAAUAAUGCAUGGAUGGGAAAUGAUCAAUGCUGCUGGUUGGGGCUCACGACAGCAUCUGUGGUGUCAUUGUGAAGGCUCAGGUGUCAGAUGCAACCAUAUCAGAACCAUAAUCGAAGAAGGAGCAGAGAUUUUGAGGGAGGCAGCAGACCCUCGAGACGAGAGUAUGUCUCACAAACUGAUUCAGCGGCGGUCUCUGGAAGAAAUUCCUUGGGUGCGGCGCUUUUGGCCCGACCUCAUUCGAUCUAAGGGCGCCGUUCCUGCUUGA